Penicillium subrubescens is the source of this 996-nucleotide messenger RNA. Its product is annotated as 5'/3'-nucleotidase SurE. Gene Ontology annotation, cellular component: P-body. Lineage: Eukaryota; Fungi; Ascomycota; Eurotiomycetes; Eurotiales; Aspergillaceae. The transcript is spliced from 3 exons. Gene Ontology annotation, molecular function: hydrolase activity. The record is from RefSeq and is a predicted model, not a curated record. Bases 1 to 996 code for a protein of 331 amino acids.
AUGCAUAUCCUGCUAGUCAACGACGAUGGCCCACCCAACAAGCGCCUCUCACCCUACGUGCGCCCUCUAGUCGAUGAGCUCCACGCCACCGGCCACCAAGUCUCCGUCGCCAUCCCCGCCGCCUCACGCUCAUGGAUCGGCAAAGCCCACAUCAUCGAAGCCUCUCUAACCGCCAGCUUCGUCCACCCAGACUCCUUCAACGACGACGGCACCUGGGACGAGAACUACCGGCCCAGCCCUGAAUCCGCACACCUCGCCGAUUGGGUCGUCAUCAACAACGGCACACCUGCCAGCUGCACCCAGCUCGGUCUAUACAGUCUCUUCCCAGACCGCCCGCCAAUCGACAUUGUCAUUUCAGGUCCGAACCAUGGCCGCAAUGCCUCGACUAUUUACAAUCUGUCGUCCGGGACGGUGGGCGGUGCGCUCGAGGCGGUGUUUUGCAGUCAGCGCGGUAUCGCGAUUUCGUUCGGUAGUAAGGAUCCGCAGGCUGCGGAUGUGAUUGCUGCGGCGGCGAGGCAUGCGGUUCGGGUUGUGGAUCAUUUGAUUGCUCAUUGGGAUGAGCGGGUGGAGUUGUAUAAUAUUAAUGUGCCGAUGCGCAUUGAUGUUGAGACGCAGCCGGUCUUGUAUACGCGGACUUUGCCGUAUUACUGGUCGCGUGGUUGUUUGUAUGCUGAGGUUGAGCCCAAGACUAAGAAGGUGGUCAAUGGUGCUUUGACGAAUGGGGUGCACAAGGAGCAGCGUGAUGAGAUUGCCGUGAAUGGUGUCAAUGGAGUGAAUGGUGUCAACGGCGUCAACGGACAUGUCGAGGAGCCAAGCCGCAAGCAGCGCCAUUUCAAGUGGUCCGCUGAUUUGUCGGAUAUGAAGAAGACACUCCAGGAGAGUGAGGAGGGCACAGAUGCACACACCGUCCUAAACGGAUCGACCAGUGUGACCGCUCUCCGCGCCAACUUCUGGCACGUCCCCGGUCUAGACGGGCCACUGUACUUUGAUCAAUAA